This is a messenger RNA of Xylaria bambusicola, 2544 nucleotides long. RefSeq lists its product as uncharacterized. Gene Ontology annotation, molecular function: metal ion binding; GTPase activator activity. Gene Ontology annotation, biological process: endocytosis; intra-Golgi vesicle-mediated transport; endoplasmic reticulum to Golgi vesicle-mediated transport. Gene Ontology annotation, cellular component: Golgi apparatus. NCBI's taxonomy places the organism in Eukaryota, Fungi, Ascomycota, Sordariomycetes, Xylariales, Xylariaceae. The transcript has 2 exons. The record is from RefSeq and is a predicted model, not a curated record. Bases 454 to 2154 code for a protein of 566 amino acids.
GUAUCGAAUCUACCAUCAUACAUGUAGUCAUUGGGGUGGCUUCAUGAACAGUACCGUCACGAUUGAAAUGUAAGUGGUUGACUGGUUGGUGCAAGGCUGCCGCCCCUGGAGAGUUACCUAGGUACUUCUUCCUUGACUGAGCCGAUGUACCGGUACCUAUCCAAUCAACAGUGGAGGCACCGUUGAUUGACUGGCGCCAAAAUGGCUAUAUCCACCUUAUCUGGUCAGCCUUCCAAAAGACAUCAUCUCUCUACCGUUGCUGGAACCUACCAACCUUGUCCAUAGUAAUGCCUAAUGGCAUUGGCCACGGAUCGUAGAACCCCACUGUUCAUACCGCUACCUACCGCCUCCUAGGUGCCCAUACAUGAUAACCUGCCCAUCGUCAUCUGGCUUCUACAAAUCCCCUUUUCUCCUCUCGACCCUGCGCCUCGAACCCUUCGCUGAUAAAGGACCAUGUCUCGGCGACCCCCUAACCCUGCUGCCGAAAGGGCUGCUCAGAACCAGCAAACCAUCAAGAGUCUUUUGAAAUUAGAGCCCAACAAAGUAUGCGCCGACUGCAAGCGCAACAAGCACCCUCGAUGGGCCAGCUGGAACCUCGGCAUAUUCAUCUGCAUUCGUUGCUCCGGCAUCCAUCGCGGCAUGGGCACCCACAUUUCACGUGUGAAGUCGGUCGAUCUGGAUUCGUGGACAGAUGAACAGUUACAGAGCAUUCUAAGCUGGGGCAACGCGCGCGCCAACAAAUACUGGGAAUCCAAGUUGGCGGCUGGCCAUGUGCCCUCUGAAGCGAAGAUCGAGAAUUUCAUAAGAACCAAGUAUGAGCUCAAGCGGUGGGCCAUGGAUGGCCCUAUGCCUAACCCCGCCGACCUUGAUGUCGAAAACGACGACGAGGUCCCUUUAAGCCUUGUCAAAGAAAAGCAAACAAUCGAACGGAAAGUCUCGUUACGAAGCCAGCCCGCUGCUCAAAUUACGAGCCCUCAAGCGCAAUCUCAGGGGGAUCUUAUUGGUGACAACGACAUUCCGCCGAGAGCUAGCACAGCCGUUCCGCCCCCUCACCAACGAGUGCCACCCAAGGCCUCGCCGGCUCCAGCGAAGGCUGCGAAUCCCAAAGACUCUCUCUUCGGCCUCGAUUUUCUGGGCGAGGCACCUACUGCUCCCCCUAGGCCUGCGAGCACAACAGGGACAAGUAGCAAGGGAGGCCAAUCCCGGCCGGACCUCAAGCAAUCCAUUCUAUCCCUCUAUGCUUCGGCGCCGCGACCACAACCACCGGCUCAGCAAAAAGGACAUUCUUCCACUGGGUCAUUCGGUGGAGGGUUUGGUUCCAUGCAAAGCCCCCCUGUUGGACAUCAGCAGCAAGCUUCCACCAGCGGAGGACUCAAUGACGCCUUUGCUAGCUUGAGCUUUGGAAAUGCGGCGUCGCAGAAGAGCCCACAGAGGGACGCUUUUGCUGGUUUGACAAGUAUGUCGAGUAACCGAUCCCCCCCACCGCCUACCAAUUCCGCUUUUUCUAGCCUUGGUGGCGGUAGUUUCUUUGACACCAAGCCUGCCCAGCCCGCAGUGCAACAACAAAGUAAGCCAUCUAUGGUCUCGACAGACAGCUUCGGCGGCUUCGGCUCUGCUGGCACAUCUACCAAACCUGCUCAGUCAUCAUCUUCUGGUCUAGGAGAUCUUUUUGAUUGGUCGAGCCCUUCUCAACCAGCUGUCACUCCACAGACAGCGCCCAAGCCAGCCCCAGCUCCUACCUCGACCUCGAGCUCCGUUUUCAAUCUCUCAGCAGCCCAACCUAAGCCAGCGGCUGCCGCCACCGCAACUCCUUCAGCUUCAAUUACCACAUCCGAUGCAGAUGUGUGGGGCAAUGCGUGGGGCAAUCCCGAACCGACCCCUUCAGCGGGCUUGAAGAGCCCGGCGAUCGCGAGACCCGCGGUGCCUAGCACUAACGAUGACUUUGGCGCAUGGGGCAGCAGUACCAGUGGCUCGUUCGCCAACCAGAGUAUAGUGCCCGGCGCUUCAGGCGGAUUUGCGCCUGCACCCACGGUCGCAGCCGACGAGGAGUUCGGUGGCUGGACGAGCAGCACCGGAGGUAACACCAACAGCACGGCCGGAAAGCCCGCUGGUGGCUUUGGAAACGACGACCUCUUCUCCAACGUUUGGCAGUAAUUCACUGGGAGGGUCUGUUCAAGAACGAACACAAUGACGAUGUUCAUAGUCAUAUAGCCCACCUCUAAUAUGUCACAAAAGGAAGAAGGAAAAGUCUUUGCUUACAACACGACACUAGGGGGUUUUUUGCUAUUGGAAAUCCAAGAACCCUUGUCAUCAUUCAGGUUGGCGAGAAAACCCGACGAUGAUGCCUUUUUGUAGACGGACGUGCUUGCAUGCAUGCAUGCAUGUUAUAUCUCAGUAUAUACCAAUUCUCACGAGAUUAAAAAAUGUGUAAAUGAACAAGAGACAGAGGCAGGCGUGCGGGCGGGACUUGAGAUGGUGGAUUAAGUAGCAUCAUAGCGCCAUAUAGAAAUUCAAUUAUUUACGACUUAAAUAUGAUAAUAAGAU